Molecule: messenger RNA, 978 nt
Organism: Rhineura floridana
Lineage: Eukaryota; Metazoa; Chordata; Lepidosauria; Squamata; Rhineuridae
Exons: 1
Coding region: 1-978 (325 amino acids)
Biological process (GO): sensory perception of taste; G protein-coupled receptor signaling pathway
Cellular component (GO): membrane
Molecular function (GO): G protein-coupled receptor activity
Source: RefSeq, a predicted model, not a curated record
AUGGACCUGAGUGGUGGCACAUUGGAGAUAGUUGUCUCUGCUGUUGUGAUCUCUAUCAGUGUGCCUGGAAAUAUAUUGUUGAUUUACUGCACAAGGAGAUGCAUCGAUGAGCAGUUGCGAACCUCAUUCACACUUAUUUUCAGUCUUGCAUGGACAAAUCUUAUAUACAAUUUGGUGGUGAAUAUCUUGAAGAUUGUUUAUGCCUCUAAUGUUGAGUUGGAUUCAGCCGUCUGCAAAGUUCUUAUGUUCACAGCAGUUUUUACUACUUCUCUAGCCAUAUGGUUCACAUUAUACAUUGCUUUGCUCUUCUGUUCUAAAUUGUGUCGAGUGGUGCAUCCACCAGUUGAAGCUGCAUGCAAAAACUAUCAGAAGUUUCACAUGGUACUAGUUUUUACUCUCUGGGUUGCUGGUGUUGCAGUGUGCUGUCCAGUUUUACUAUAUACAAGAAGGAUUGAGAAGCUGAAUACAGAAAAUGAAACUUACCAGCAAUUUAGCAGUUUAAUCUAUACUGAAUGCAAGACGGAAUACAGAAAUGACCUGAUAGAGAUUUUAUAUGGAAAAAUAUUUCUAGGUGCUAUCAAUCUUCUUCCACUGUUAAUUAUGCUCCUUACUGGAUUCCGAAUAGUAUACCUCCUUUGGGAACACAGGAAGGCAACUUAUGGUGGCAUAUGGAUUGGGGGUGAUGCUUCUGAACUUGAGGUCGUAAGAGCGUGUAAAAUUAUUCUGUUAUUAAUAUUUGUUAUUACGUCAUUCUGUGUUUCUUACUUUAGCCUAGUUUACUGCCUGAAGAAUUUUAAAUCCUGUUACUUUGCACCACCAGUCCUGACAGUUUUGUCUUCAGGAUACUCAUCUGUCAGCCCUUAUCUGCUUAUGUUGAUUAACUACAAAGUAAUAGUGAGAAUGAGAUGUUUCUGUUGUAAGGAUGAGAAGAAACUGGUAACUGUGUCAGCUAUAGCUCCUGUUUCUCCAUAUGCUUAG